Molecule: messenger RNA, 597 nt
Organism: Dacryopinax primogenitus
Lineage: Eukaryota; Fungi; Basidiomycota; Dacrymycetes; Dacrymycetales; Dacrymycetaceae
Exons: 5
Coding region: 17-556 (179 amino acids)
Source: RefSeq, a predicted model, not a curated record
UCAGCAGUCACGCAAGAUGUCAAUCCCAUUCCAGCUGGACGCGCGUUCUCUCCUUCAACUCCAGACAGGCCUCACUUUCGCAACAGCAGCAUUCCAUGCACCUCCCUACAACCUCGCAAUGUUCCUCUUCGGAGUAUACGCCAUCGACCAGACUACCGCUAACGAGCCCCUGCGUUUGUUCGCCGGAAUGUUGGCCGUCAGCUUGGUCUGGGACCUCAUAUGGAUGAUCACGAAUGGACAACAUAUCCUCGUCAGACUACUCUCUAUCCUCAUACUCGUUAUGAAGCUACCAACGUUGUCUACCGUCAUCGCCUCUCUGAGGCAGAGGGGCGACUACCUCGCCUCCCGUAUUGGGACAGGCGAUAUCGGGGGGUCGACCAUAUGGACGAUGCCGGGCGGCUUUACCCGUCAAGCGGGGUACGACUCGCUCGAUAGCGGCGAGGCUGGCGGGGCGUAUGUGGAUGCGCCUGCUGGGAACGCUCCCAGGCCGGGGCCGCCUCAGACUCACCCGCCCCCUCCGAGUGGGGCGGCACCGGGGGCUUAUGAGUCUGUGUAGAACUUCCGAAUGUAUGAAAAGAGCGCAAUGACAUGCUUGCU